GCAACUUUGUCCAGAAGUAGCUAUAAUUUUUUUUUUACAACAGCAACUGAAGCACAAAGCUGUGAUGAUGCUUCCAAUCUCAAUUGCCCUCAUUUUUCUAGUCGCACCUUCCGUAAGCUACGCUGAAGAUGUUUUUGCUCCUGAGGCGGACAGACUAAGCUGUGGACCAGGAGAGACGUCCUGUGGAAUUUUUUGCUGUCCUUACGAGUCUGCGACGUGCUGUUGGGACAACUUGGGGUGCUGUCCGCACGGAAAAACUUGCAUCGAUAUCCUCGGGAUCGGCAUCUGCGUGGGCGUCGAAUACAACAAACACAGCAACUUCACCCUCACGUCCGAAAGACCCGCCGGGCCCCGGUACGAAGCCAGAGACUGUCCAUCCUACAUGACCACUUGCGGGGACGAAAAGUGCUGCCCCUUGCCCAAUGCGGUGUGCUGUGCCGAUGGAGAGCGCUGCUGUCCGAACGGAUACAGGUGCGGUCCCGGCUCCUGCGUCAAGACGUCCAAGGUGCCCGCCAGGAAGCAGAUGCGCGCCGAUGUGCUGAGCAUUUAUAAUUUAGCUGCUGGGAAUCAAGUUCCCCAAAAGGAGUGUCCCGGAGGAAACCGCAGUUGCCCGAAAGGCACCAACUGCUGCCUUGAUGAUAACGAGGAGUGGAGUUGUUGCCCAAAAUCUGCUGUCGAUCGAACCAGUUAUGAAGUAAUCCCAAAACAACACGCCCGAAAGGAUCAAGAUUGCUGUACCGCAUGGUUUGGAUAUGUGUGCUGUAGCGGCGUAACGCCUUGGUGUACUAUCUUAGGAUGCGUGUGAACACGAAUAAAAUAAAAUCUUUCUUCACCAUUGAA
This is a messenger RNA of Uloborus diversus, 840 nucleotides long. Its product is annotated as progranulin-like. NCBI's taxonomy places the organism in Eukaryota, Metazoa, Arthropoda, Arachnida, Araneae, Uloboridae. Bases 65 to 805 code for a protein of 246 amino acids. Gene Ontology annotation, cellular component: extracellular region. The record is from RefSeq and is a predicted model, not a curated record. The transcript is spliced from 4 exons.